Molecule: messenger RNA, 2152 nt
Organism: Glossina fuscipes
Lineage: Eukaryota; Metazoa; Arthropoda; Insecta; Diptera; Glossinidae
Product: clavesin-2-like
Exons: 1
Coding region: 1149-1964 (271 amino acids)
Cellular component (GO): membrane
Molecular function (GO): phosphatidylinositol bisphosphate binding
Source: RefSeq, a predicted model, not a curated record
UAUUUAAUAACAUGAACAUGAUUUUGGGAUUAUAUAUCGCAAUAAGUAUCUUGGAGCAUGAAAAAUAAUGGAGUACAUGUGUGUACAUGUAAAUGUUCUAUGAAAGAGCCGAUUAUGCGAAUCAGUAGAUCUGUGCUUUGGGUCGCCAAAUCGCGUGAACACAAAAUAUCAAAGACACUGCGAAGAUGAAGACAAUUUGCGCAGCCUGAAAUGGCGAACACAUGCGCUAUAAUUCGGACAGAAACGUAGAGGAAGAUCAGGAGUUCACAAAGCCCCACAUGUGCGUGGAGAGCUGCCCACUAUAUUAAUUUUUUACACAUGGUCAUUGCAUUUGAUGUCACUAAACAUCAGCCUAUUAAGAGCGCAAGCUGCAAAUAUAUCAACCAUUGCGUUAUAUAUAUCUGCGGAGAUAAAGGAUGUCAGCGGCGACCAUGAAAUGAAUGAACACUGUUGCCAAGGAGAGACUGACAGAUAGUUGGCGAUUGUCCUCAAGUCAACAGAUAUCGGGGCAGGACUAUUGAUAUGGGAUGGUCUGAAAGAUGCGACAUUAUCCACAGUGAUAUUUCGAUAAAUACCUGUGGGACUAAAACGGAAACAAAGGGAACAAAGUUAUAUUUGAGAUUACUCCGUCUUGCUGAAAAUACAUCUCAGAGAUGUCAAGUAAUGCUGUUUCAAAUUAUGGUUACCGUUUGUCUGCGUAUGGCUUCUUGCCAUGGGAAUGUUUCCUUUUCUACCGUCCUUUCCUAGCCUUUUUUUAUCUGAAACAAAUAUAAAUGCGUCACAACGAGUGUUAAGGCGAGUGGUGCGGCAGAAUACGCCAUAAAAAAGUAAACAUGUGCAUAUAUAUCUACUACCAGAACUAAUCAAUAACUUUAUUAAGAUUCAGACAAUGAAAUUCCCGUUCCUUCUAAACCUCUUAUUGACAACGCCCUCUAUAUCAUCCAUUGUUGAUUUGUUGAAUUUUAGAAGAAGAAGAAGAACAUUUGCGUGCAAAAGAAAGGCGGCGGAUCAUCUGUUUUUGACUUGCUGAAUAUUCAAGAAAGAAAAGCAAAACAAAGCAGAAUAAUGGAAUUAAAUAUUUCUGAAUAUGUAGGCGUAUCAUAAACGAAUAAAACAAGUUAGCAAAUUAAACGUUAAAAGUUGAACACAUGAACGAAAGCAGCGAUGCCGCCUAUGAAGCCAAAAUUGAUUAUUUACAAAAAUGGUUUGAGGAUAAUAAAAAGUUACCAAAAAGAGUUGAUCGUCUUCUGUUGAAGCGAUUCUACCAGUGUAUGCACGAAAAUGUGGAAGACGCACAAAAGCGCAUUGAAAUCAAUUAUUUAAUGCGCAACACUUAUCCCCAUAUAUUUUUGAUCCGUGAUCCUAACGAUGCGAGCAGUCACCAAACGUUUGAAUAUGCCGAUAUGAUACCUUUGCCGGGCCUAACAAAGGAAAAAUAUAAAAUUACAUUUUUCCGGCUAAAUGAUCCCGAUCCAAAAAAAAUGAACUUCACUGACGACACCAAAGCCUAUAUUAUGGUAACUGAUUGCCGCUUUUCAAUGCCCGACUUAGCAAGCGACGAUUGCCUAUCCGAAGGUGAAUUGCAAAUAUUCGACAUGACAGGUUUUAACGUAAAGCACGUGGGAAGGUUGUCAAUGGCCUCGUUACAUAUUUAUAUGAAAUUUCUACACCAAGCCUUUCCGGCGCGCAUUAAACACAUACAUAUGAUCAAUUGUCCAUCAUAUUUGGACACGUUAAUAAGCGUUAUGCGUCCAUUUGUUAGUAACGAAGUAUUCAAAUUGAUUUAUUUUCAUACCACGCGCAUUGACACCUUAUAUGAACAUGUACCACGCGAGUUAUUACCCGAUGAGUACGGCGGUUUCGCUGGCAAAUUGAGUGAUUUGAAGGCACAAUUUACACAAGUAAUGUCCGAUAAGAGGGAUUAUCUUAUCGACCCCGAUUAUUGGAAAGUUGAGACUUCUUAGUUUUCUUAUCGCAUGUAGCACAUAUAGUUGCUUUCUCCUUUCUCGAUGUUAUUAAUUCAAUUUUAAUUGCAACUACUGCCCAGUGUACCUACGAAAUACGUUUCAAUUAUAACUUUGUUCACAAAAAAAUUUGUGUCUUCAGUAUUGCAGAUUGAAAACUUACGACAACUGUAACUAUUGUUUUUCAA